AUGGGUCAAAUGGGGUUAUUACAAAUCUCAAAACGCUUCACUUCGAUGAGUUUAUUGGUUUGCUUGUCGCUUAUGAAGGAAAAAUUUGAGGACUUUGAAAUAAUGGAAUUUGUGCCAUUGAAAAGAAGCAUGGCCUUAAAGUUGAUUGUAACUCGUGAGAAGGCUGACGAAAGUAGUAAUAAUGAUGAUGAUGACAUAACCUUGAUCACUAUAGAGAAGAAAGCCAUAAAAGCCACCACUAGGGAUGACAAAGAUGAUAGCUCAACUACCUCUAGUGAUAAUGAUUUGAAACUAGAGGAAUCGGUUAACCUAUGCUUGAUGGAAAGCUUCGAAGAGAAUGAUGCUACUAAUGACGAAUUAAUUUGCUUCAUGUCCGUUAGCAGAACCGAUGACAAUGAGAUAAUUGAAAGGGGAGAGAAUGAGGAUGAAGAUCUUCGGUCUUGGGACAUGGUGAUGAGUUUCAUCAUGGUAGGGAGGGAUUCAUUUUAUUCUCGAGACAUGGCGAUAAGUUCUAUGGGGACGAGGAGAGAGAGUUUUAACUCGUAA
This is a messenger RNA of Dovyalis caffra, 546 nucleotides long. NCBI's taxonomy places the organism in Eukaryota, Viridiplantae, Streptophyta, Magnoliopsida, Malpighiales, Salicaceae. The record is from the annotation of a GenBank genome assembly.